This is a messenger RNA of Sinocyclocheilus rhinocerous, 4925 nucleotides long. Its product is annotated as activating molecule in BECN1-regulated autophagy protein 1-like. Gene Ontology annotation, molecular function: protein binding; ubiquitin-like ligase-substrate adaptor activity. Bases 99 to 4286 code for a protein of 1395 amino acids. The record is from RefSeq and is a predicted model, not a curated record. Gene Ontology annotation, cellular component: intracellular membrane-bounded organelle; Cul4-RING E3 ubiquitin ligase complex. The transcript has 19 exons. Gene Ontology annotation, biological process: autophagosome assembly; mitophagy. Lineage: Eukaryota; Metazoa; Chordata; Actinopteri; Cypriniformes; Cyprinidae.
AUGGCGUGGCAGUAGCAGUGGUGGUCUAGCUGUGUGUGAGCCGGUGGACGGCUCUGGGUCUGGUGUGAGAGGGACGGAGCGAGGAAGAGUUUGUGGAGAUGAAGGUGGGACAGAAGAACUCGGUGUGUAUCCUGUCCAGUCGAGAGCGAGGAGAACGAGGCCUUUCCUCACACAGGAUCCUGCAGCAGCUUGUGGAGGAGAAGACACAGCGCAUGAAAUGGCAAAGCCAGAAAGUGGAGUUACCAGACAGCCCCCGCUCAACCUUUCUUCUGGCCUUCAGUCCUGAUAGGUCUUUAAUGGCCUCGACCCAUGUGAACCACAACAUCUACAUCAUAGAGGUUAAGACAGGAAAGUGUGUUCACUCUCUAGUGGGUCACCGCCGGACACCCUGGUGCCUGACCUUUCACCCUAGCAUCCCUGGUCUUAUUGCUUCUGGCUGCCUGGAUGGAGAGGUUCGAAUCUGGGACCUGCAUGGAGGCAGUGAGAGCUGGCUCACAGAGAGUAACUCAGCAAUUGCAUCCCUUGCUUUCCAUCCUACUGCUCAGCUGCUGCUCAUUGCCACCAACAAUGAGCUGCAUCUAUGGGACUGGAGUCGGAAGGAGCCCUUUACUGUGGUGAAGACUGCUAGCGAGACAGAGAGAGUCAGGUUGGUGAGAUUUGAUCCAUUGGGUCACUAUAUUCUAACUGCCAUUGUAAACCCUUCAAACCAACAGAAUGACGAUGAUCCUGAGAUUCCAAUGGACAGUGUGGAGAUGCCUCAUCUCCGUCAGCGCUCUUUCCUCCAUUCCCAGCCUGUAAGACGCACACCCAUCUUGCACAAUUUUUUGCACAUCCUCACUUCCCGCAACUCCGUCCCUCAGUCUGGAGGCACUCUUGCUGCUUCCAGUGAUGAGGCCUCUGAUUCGUAUGGGCGUUACACUGUUUUGAGGGAUCGAUCCCGACUGCCAUACCAUGGUUGCGUUCAGUCACUCGGAGUAGUGUGUUUCUGUAGCCGUUGCUCAUCAACACGGGUUUCGUCUCCGCCUGAUGAGGACCCUUCCGACUCCGCCUCCUUGGAGGGACAAUCACAUGCAUCUACCUUUUCUUCUGCUCGCACAGAGCCGCGAAUACCACGGUUUCCUGUUGAAUCUCAUGCUUCAAAUCGGCCCUCAGCAUUUAGCUGCGUGUAUGGUGGCGGGAGCAACGUGCGGAACAUUUCUUCUAGCUCUGGGAGGAGGGGAGUGGCUGGAAUGGCACCCAUCCCACCUUUCCGGCAGCAACCACCAGGCAGGGAAGAUGGAGGCCGUCUCCCUGGGCCAGACUGGAUAGGCUGUGUGCUUAAUGGACGAGGUAGUAGUAUGACUCCACCCAGAACCAGCGCUUCCUCUGUCAGCCUGCAUUCUGUCCUGCGACAACAAGGGACUUUUAGCCAGUCACCUGUUUACACCUCAGCUAGUGAUGGAUUGGGCCAUUCUCAUAGCAGCGGCAGCACAUCAGGGACUAGUUCUAGCAGGCAGCGCCCACCAGAGGAAGCGGGGCACAGCAGCCCUUCUUUCAUCCGCAAUGUUCUUCAGUGUAACCUUAACCGCUAUUUCAUGGAGUGUGAGCGAAUGCAGGACCUGGUGCAGCCUCUAGAGGGCAACAGGCAGGACCAGCAGACUCAGGAAAUGCUGAAUAACAACAUGGACCCAGAGCAACCAGGUCCAUCUCAUUACCAGCCACUCUCCAGUGACGAAAACCCUUCACGCAGUCACAUGAACCGCUGUAGAGUCUGCCACAACCUUUUCACCUACAAUCAGGGUACUAGGCGCUGGGAGAGAACAGGUCAGCCGACAUCUGCUGAGAGAAAUGCAGCUUGGCAACCUACUAGUCCUGCCCUCCACAGUGUAGCCCCAGUCUCUCACUCUGAUCAUGACCUACUGGAACACAGACCCAUGGAGCCCAGCCCAGACGCCCCAGAGCCUCAUGUUCCCUUUUCCCGCAGCACAGCAACUGGUCAGCAGGAGGAGCAGACUAUUGGGCUGGUCUUCAACCAGGAAACUGGACAACUAGAGCAUGUUUACAGGCAGUCCGCCACCUCUCGCUCAACAAAUGUAUCACAAGAAGCCAUAAACCAGGAAAUGCCUGAAGACACACCAGAUGACGAUUACUUACGCAGGAGGUUGCUGGAGUCGUCCAUGAUGUCUCUUUCCAGAUAUGACGUCUCUGGAUCACGAGACCACCCCAUCUAUCCCGAUCCGGCCAGGUUGUCCCCUGCAGCAUAUUAUGCACAGCGUAUGAUCCAGUAUCUGUCUCGGCGUGACAGCAUUCGCCAGCGCUCUCUGCGCCCCCCCAGCAGACCCCGACACCUGUCCUCCAAUCCCAGCAGUCUCUCCCCUGGCCCUGCCCCCAGCAUGGAGAACAACGAAGUUGACUUUGAGGAGUUUGAGGACAAUGGAAGCAGACAUAGGGCUCCUCGUAACGCACGCAUGUCUGCCCCCUCCCUUGGUCGCUUUAUGCCCAGGCGGUUCCUCUUGCCGGAGUUUUUGCCGUAUGCUGGAAUCUUCCAUGAGCGAGGGCAGCCGGGCCUGGCAACACACUCAUCCGUCAAUAGGGUCCUCGCAGGUGCUGUUAUUGGGGACGGUCAAUCUGCAGUGGCCAGCAACAUAGCUAACACAACGUAUCGUCUGCAGUGGUGGGACUUUACCAAAUUCGACUUGCCCGAGAUCAGUAAUGCGUCGGUAAAUGUGUUGGUGCCCAACUGUAAGAUCUACAAUGACGCGAGCUGUGAUAUCUCAGCGGACGGGCAGCUGCUGGCUGUAUUCAUUCCCAGCAGUCAGAGGGGUUUCCCUGAUGAGGGCAUCUUGGCUGUGUACUCCCUGGCCCCACACAACCUGGGAGAGAUGCUCUACUCCAAGAGAUUUGGUCCAAAUGCCAUCUCUGUCAGUUUGUCUCCGAUGGGUCGUUACGUGAUGGUGGGUCUGGCAUCUCGCCGCAUCUUGCUGCAUCAGAUCACUGAUCACAUGGUGGCACAGGUUUUCAGACUGCAGCGACCCCACGGAGGAGAGACAUCCAUGAGGGUACGUCACUCUUACAGUGUUGUAGUCAUGACCAUCUCAUUGGAGUCUCAGUCAUGCUCCCAGAAUGAAGGUCAACCUUUCUUCUUCUUGCACAGUAUAUGUGACAUUGUCGUUGAGCUUUACCUGGAUUGCAAGCACUUUCUCUUUACAUUACAUUACAUUACAUUACUUUCUCUUUCUUUGUCUGCCUAUGUAUGUGACCAUGGAAAUAUCCCAUCCAGUGACAUACACUCAGAUGGCAACGGCACUUCUGAACGCUCUGAGAGAAUGUUCACCAUCAAUAAUGGUGGAGGGGUUGGAACCAGUAGCAGCAGGGGUGGAGACAGAGCAGGGAGCAGCAGGACUGAUUGGAGGCCCCGCAGAGAGAUGGGUCUGAUGAAUGCGAUUGGUCUGCAGCCACGACAUCCUGCCCCCACUGUUACAUCACAGGGGACGCAGACACAGACUCUGCGGCUACAGAAUGCAGAGACACAAACAGACCGUGAGCUUCCAGACGAACUUCCGCAGCCCAGCACUUCUCAAGGGUCACAGGUUACUGAUGCCACAGACACUCUGGAUUUAGAGAUUCUCCCAGAGGAUUCUGGGUCUGAGGUGGUACCAGAGACACCCCCCCACAGUCGACCUCAGGAAGAUUGGUCAGAUCUCACUGAACCCAGCACAGAAUCAAGUGGUCAGACUGAGUAUGUUUCUCGUAUCCGAAGACUAAUGGCUGAAGGAGGGAUGACAGCGGUUGUCCAGCGUGAGCAGAGCACCACAAUGGCUUCCAUGGGCAGCUUUGGCAACAACAUCAUCGUCAGCCACCGCAUCCACCGUGGCUCCCAGACAGGAGCGGACACACAAAGCCGUAGUGGUUUGAGCCCCACCCCUGGGCCCUCUUCUAGAGCCCAUGAGACUUUGGCUGGAGCUGCAGGUUCAUACUCCCACGUCCUCACCAGCACUCUGGGGCUUCAUGCGUGCAUAGCUCAGGGCACCUCUACAGAUAUAGAUCUAGCCCCCCUAGUAGAACAGGAAAGACUCCACACGUCCCUCCUUUCACAGGAGUUUUCACCUCUUUUCUCAUCUGCUCCAGACACGAAUGGACCUUCUGCUUCCAUGGAAACAGACAAUGUCAUGGAGGGGGAUGAGCUCCAAGACUUUGAAUCCCUCUCUCCAUCUUUACUUUCGUCCUCACCCUCUCUUUCUCCAGUGAGUAACAGUACCUACAGCAACAGCGACAGUAGUUACCACGGAGAAGAGUAUGGACGGUGAAAGGGGCGGAGUUUGGAGAGGAUUCAUAAUUUGAAACCAAAUGAGACGAGAAAAGACCACACAACAGAAACUUCCUGAAAUAUUUGCACUUGACCCAAGUGUUCCUUUCGUCUCGCCAUCAGCGAUCAUAUUUCGCAUCUGCUCUGACACAGUCUAGUAAAUAAUGAAAGGACAAAAAAGUAGUAGUUUCCUGCUCAGCUUAAACUCGCCAAUGAAUUUAGACCAUUCCACACUGUACUUUAAUCAGCCUUGCUGAAGUUUCAGGGGUCUCUGACUGCCUGUUGUCCAUCAUGAUCAAAGUGUUCAAAACAGAGCCACGUACCGAAAAGGAGCAGAGACAGAAGCAUCACUUUGCAGUCUUUAGUCUGUAGAGGAAUAUCAGUUCAACUAAACGCUUUGCUCCUCUACAUCCACGUUCAAAUGUAACAUUUCAGAUGCCAUUAGAAGCUGCUGCUUUGAGCAGAAACGUAAAAUCCCCUCAGACAAUCCAGUAGUUACAAAGCCUAGUCACAUUCUGCACGACUUGGUUAUGUUACUGUUGGUUAGACAGUAACAUAACCAAGAGUCAUUGCUGUUGAAGGAAGGACUAUUUUAGAUGACGACUGGUGCAUUUUAGUUCAUGUUUUUUAUGAAGUUGAA